GCCUGAGAGGCUAACGUCUUGCAGUCAUGCGUUUUCUCUGUGAUGUGAGGGGCACCUGUGCUGCUUCUGCUGCUCUUGCUGCUGCAUCACUGAGGUUUACACUUACUUUACACCACCGGGAUUUGCAAAGCAUGAUGUCCACAGGUAUGUGUGAGCCUUUCUUUCAUUUUGUUAUAAAUAUAAACUAAACUUGUAUAUAAACUGAAAUAUGUCCACAAAAAACAUUUUUUAAAGCAAACAGCGCUGUAGUAGUAAAACCAUCAACCCAUCCGUGAUGCAGAUGUUUGUUUUAUAAUCGAUAUUUGUGUAUUUUUCAUGCAGCUGUAACAUUCUUAAAUAAAUAUAGUUAUUUGCAUUCAAACCAAUCUCAAAUUCAGUGUGCGUACUCGCUACACACGCACGCACACACACACACACACACGCGGGCUCUGCUGUGAGAUCACAUGAUUUCAAGGAAUCUGCGAGCUGAAGUGAAAGCGAAAGUGUGGUCGCGAACACCUGAAUCAACGGUUUGAAGCGCGCAUGCGCGUUUGAGCGAAAGAAGGAGCGCGUACGUUCUCUGAAAACGAAAUCAUCUUUUUUAUCAAACGAGUUGCGACUUUCUGGGGGCGAGAAGCCGACUGUAGCUCACUGCUGCCACACCAUGGCGUCUCAAAGUGGACUGAGCAACAGAUGACCAGCCGGGAAGAAGUGAAUGAUGGAGGAUCUGCCAGUGAAAAACGGAGUAACUGGUGCAACAGGUGGUCAAGAGGAGGAUUGUUCUUUGUAGGAUGGUCAGAGACAAUUGCAAUAAAGUGGUAGUACAAAGCCCAAAACAGAGCCACGCAGCCGAACCACAGAGCCCGAGUGAGCCCUCUGAAGAACACCGGGAACAGAGCCCAAACAGAGCGGAGUCGAGAGAGCGGCAGCUGGAUUUACUGCACUGGGUCAAAAACAACUAUGAGGAAGACGCUGAGCUCUGGGAAGUGACUGGAGCUGAUUCUGAUGGCUUGCCCACACACCUCCGUCCGUUCACCAGCGAAGCAGAGUAUAAACUAGUAAAAAGUACUUACCAGCAGCUUCUGCAGAGUGAUUACUACUGGGGAUCCCUGACCAUGGAAGAAGCCCACGGAAAACUCAAAAAUGCUCCUGCUGGAACUUUCCUCAUCAGGGACAGCGGGCAACCGGAUGUUUUCUUCACUCUGAGUUACCAAAGCGACGACGGCCCGACGAGUAUUCGCAUCCAGCUGAACAAGCUCCACUUCAAUCUGUUUGGCAGCCAGAGGACUUUUCCUUCACUCUUUGCUCUGCUGACUUACUACACCAGCUCCUGCUGUAAACUGACGGUGCCCUUUCGCAUUCACCGCCCAGAGGGCCUGAAGCAGAUGUGCAGGAGGGCCUUUGUAAGCGUGUUUGGAGCAGAUAGGAUAAGCACAUUACCUGGUCUCAACAAGCAAGUGAGAAGCUACCUUUGGGCAUACCCUCACCCUAUAUAGACCCAUGUGCUCCAAGUUUCUGUGUCAGGAUGUUGUGCUAUCACAAGGAUAAAGAAUGUUAUUUCUUACUUUUUAAAGAAGUUAUCCUUUGUAUUUUAAAUGAGAGAUAAUAGAAGAUCACUGCAGGUGACUGCUAUGAAUGAUAUUAUUGGAGAGACAAGCGAGUAGAAGGAUGUAACCAUCAGAGGUAGAAAUGGCUACAUGAGGUAAUUCAGGCGACCUGCGGCACAGAUGGACAACCUGAAGGUUUCUGGUUGUUGAGAGGUUAUUUGCACACCUUCUGAUAAUGUAUUGUUUUACAGAUUUGACAAAGCACGUGUUAUCGUUGU
Molecule: messenger RNA, 1804 nt
Organism: Neolamprologus brichardi
Lineage: Eukaryota; Metazoa; Chordata; Actinopteri; Cichliformes; Cichlidae
Product: suppressor of cytokine signaling 1-like
Biological process (GO): phosphatidylinositol phosphate biosynthetic process
Cellular component (GO): phosphatidylinositol 3-kinase complex
Molecular function (GO): 1-phosphatidylinositol-3-kinase regulator activity
Source: RefSeq, a predicted model, not a curated record